Molecule: messenger RNA, 1885 nt
Organism: Gadus chalcogrammus (walleye pollock)
Lineage: Eukaryota; Metazoa; Chordata; Actinopteri; Gadiformes; Gadidae
Product: RING-HC_RNF170 domain-containing protein
Exons: 6
Coding region: 64-825 (253 amino acids)
Molecular function (GO): ubiquitin protein ligase activity
Source: RefSeq, a predicted model, not a curated record
AGCACCUUACUUCCUACUAGAGGAGCCAGGCUCAACUCUGUCCUUCGCCCCUUCUGACCUGCGAUGGACCGCAGGUGCAACGGCUCUCAGCCCGGCCGAGACGCCAGCCCCCCUGAGCUUCCUACGGGGGAGGCCGGCGCAGGAUCACAGAGAAGCAGCCAGUCGGUCCCCCCUGGUCCCAUGAAGAGCCCCGAGGAAUCUCCUAGACACUGUACAUCGAUUGGCCACAGAGAUAGUCACUGUCCAGUGUGUCUGCAGACCGCAAACUUCCCCGUCUCCACAAACUGUGGCCAUCUGUUCUGUGCACCUUGUCUGAUUGACUACUGGAGAUACGGGUCGUGGCUCAGCGCCAUCAGCUGCCCUGUCUGUCGACAAGAGGUCAACGUGCUGAGCCAUCUCUUCAGUGACAGCCGUUCAGACCGGAGGUCAAAGGAAGUGGAGGUGGACAUCAACGACUACAACAGGCGCUAUUCAGGAGCUCCUAGAAAGGUAAUGGAUUACCUGUGGGACGCGGUGCUAUUCCUGCAACUGUUAGCACGUGGCCUGACAGCUGUAGGGGGUCUCUUGUGGCUCUUUUUCUUCCGGGUGGCGCUGUGCUGUUUGGGCGCCCUCGUGUCCUUCUCGUCCCAUCCCCUGGACACCGACUCUUCAUCAUCAUCAUCGGUUACGCUAGGGACGAACCAGUCUCUCUGCGUACUGCUUGGUGUCCUGGAUGACCUAGUGGUGGUUGUUCUGCUACUAAUCUGCAUUAUCAACAUCCACCAGCAGAUGGAACUCGAACGAAGCGGUUCGGUGAGCGCGUUAGCAACGCAUGGAGUACUAUGAAAAAAAAAAAAAAAAAAGCACGUUGGUAAUACCUAAAUAUUAUUUAGACACAUAUUUAACUCCCCACCACCAUUGCUUGUAGUUCACGAGUCGAUCAAUAAAUAUUGGCUUUCUUACAGUAUUAACACACGUCAGUAAAAUGUUAUUUAUUACGCUGUUUAUCAGCUAGAAUCAGGAAAUAGCCUAAAUAUUAUAAUUCAAGGGACAGUUCCCAUGACUAUAUCUAUGACAAUUUUAAUCCAAUGCAAUAAUCUGCGUCCAUGGGUUGAAAUGUCUCAACAAAAUGUGUAUAUAUUGGGAUAACACAUUUAACACAAUAUUCAGUACAUAUUGGCCAUACAGACCUACUGUUACUUACUGUAGGUCACAUGCUGCAGUCAUACAUGAAUCUAGUCAUAAAUCUACUAUCAUUAUUUCAGUAUUCAUAUUUUAAGCCUUGAACACAAAAAUAAUCAGAUUGACAAGCAAUUCAAUCUUCUUCUGUAGUUAUCUUGAGUCAAGACUUAUUAGUUAUUAAAAACACAACCCCAAAAAACUAAUCAGGGUAUAAAUAUUGCAGAUGAAGUGUGACAUGUAAAACUUUUGUUACUUUAUGUUCAGUAUUAAAGACAAUUUAUUAUCUUGUUACGAGACAAUUCAUAUUUAUUGAUUCAUUUAUUGACUGGUUGAUAACCAAUCACAUUCAUCAAGGGUCACAGACAUAGACUGUAGGCUGUUAAUAGUGCGGUCAUAUCAGCUGUGUCUUUUCAACAACAACUUUUGGAAUGUGUAAGUAACAGGAAUAGAAACAGAAACGAAAACGACUAACCAUCCAUUAUUUAUGAAAUUUAUGAAAUUACCUAUUGUGGCACAGAUAGGCAUUAUUGAAUAAUGCUAUGAGAAAGCUAAAAGUUUAGCAAAGUAACAGUAGUCAGCAUCUUACAUUUUACACAUCUUGACUUUUAGACCAUCCACCGUUAACAAGACAGUGAAAUGCAACAGAUGACCAACCAAAAAAAAAUAAAAAAAUUGUAUGCAACAAGAUAUCUGUGGCAUGCAUAUCCAUAACACUGAGCAUGUG